GAGCUGCCAACAGCCAGGACUCCAGGAUGCCAGCCCCUCAGUGCGCCUCCUGCCAGCAGGCACGCGCCGCCCUGCGCCGCCCGCGCUCGGGGCAGGCCCUGUGCAGCAGCUGCUUCUGCGCCGCCUUCGAGGCCGAGGUGCUGCACACGGUGACCAUGGGGCAGCUGCUGCCCGCCGGGGCCGUAGUGGCCGUGGGCGCGUCGGGGGGCAAGGACUCCACCGUUCUGGCGCACGUGCUGCGCGAGCUGGCGCCAAGCCUGGGCAUCACGCUGCAGCUGGUGGCGGUGGACGAGGGCAUCGGCGGCUACCGGGACGCGGCGCUGGCGGCCGUCCGCGAGCAGGCGGCGCUCUGGGAGCUGCCGCUCACCAUCGUGGCCUAUGCUGACCUGUUCGGGGGCUGGACCAUGGACGCCGUGGCCCGCAGCACGGCCGGCACCGGCCGCAGCCGCGCCUGCUGCACCUUCUGCGGGGUGCUGCGGCGCAGGGCGCUGGAGGAGGGGGCACGCCGCGUGGGAGCCACACACAUCGUGACCGGUCACAACGCAGACGACAUGGCCGAGACAGUGCUCAUGAACUUCCUGCGAGGCGACACGGGGCGGCUGGCGCGUGGCGGGGUGCUGGGCUCCCCUGGCGAGGGGGGCGCCCUGCCACGCUGCCGGCCGCUGCAGCUGGCCUCGCAGAAGGAGGUGGUGCUGUACGCGCAUUUCCGCCGCCUGCGCUACUUCUCCGACGAGUGCGUGUACGCGCCCGAGGCCUUCCGCGGCCACGCGCGCCGCCUGCUCAAGCUACUGGAGGCCGCGCGGCCAUCGGCGGUGCUGGACCUGGUGCACUCGGCCGAGCGCCUGGCGCUGGCCCCCACCGCGCGUCCCCCACCCCCAGGCGCCUGCACACGCUGCGGGGCGCUGUCCAGCCGCGAGCUCUGCCAGGCCUGCGCCCUGCUGGACGGCCUCAACCGCGGCCGGCCGCGCCUGGCCAUCGGCAAGGGCCGUCGGGGGCUGGACGAGGAGGGGCCGUCGGAGCCUGAGCCUGAUCCCGAGCCCAAGCCCAAGCCCAAGCCCGAGCCCGCCCUGGCCUCCCCGGCCCAGCUCACCUUCUAGGGGCC
Sorex fumeus (smoky shrew) is the source of this 1102-nucleotide messenger RNA. RefSeq names its product cytosolic thiouridylase subunit 1 (gene CTU1). Gene Ontology annotation, molecular function: tRNA binding. The coding region runs from base 27 to 1097 and encodes 356 amino acids. Gene Ontology annotation, biological process: tRNA wobble position uridine thiolation. Gene Ontology annotation, cellular component: mitochondrion; cytosolic tRNA wobble base thiouridylase complex. The transcript is spliced from 2 exons. The record is from RefSeq and is a predicted model, not a curated record. NCBI's taxonomy places the organism in Eukaryota, Metazoa, Chordata, Mammalia, Eulipotyphla, Soricidae.